Molecule: messenger RNA, 8325 nt
Organism: Bombina bombina (fire-bellied toad)
Lineage: Eukaryota; Metazoa; Chordata; Amphibia; Anura; Bombinatoridae
Gene: TLCD5
Product: TLC domain containing 5
Exons: 3
Coding region: 1790-2545 (251 amino acids)
Cellular component (GO): membrane
Source: RefSeq, a predicted model, not a curated record
GGAUAAUGUAAGCAGCGGCGGUUUACGGAGCGGCAGAUUAGGGUUAAAAAAAUAUGCAAGUGUCAGCGAUAGCGGGGGCGGCAGAUUAGAGGUUAAUAAGUGUAAGGUUAGGGGUGUUUAGACUCGGGGUUCAUGUUAGGGUGUUAGGUGCAGACGUAGGAAGUGUUUCCCCAUAGAAAACAAUGGGGCUGCGUUAGGAGCUGAACGCGGCUUUUUUGCAGGUGUUAGGUUUUUUUUCAGCUCAAACAGCCCCAUUGUUUUCUAUGGGGCAAUCGUGCAUGAGCACGUUUUUGAAGCUGGCCGCGUCCGUAAGCACCGCUGGUAUCGAGAGUUGCAGUGGCGUUAAAUUAUGCUCUACGCUCCCUUUUUGGAGCCCAACGCACUGAAAACCCAGCCAUUCUGUGAACUCUAAAUACCAGCGGUAUUUAAAAGGUGCGGCCAGAAAAAAGCACGCGUAGCUAACGCACCCCUUUGGCCUCAAAACUCUAAAUCUAGGCGUUAGGGUUUAUUUUAUAGGUAAGUAUUUAGUUUUAAAUAGGAAUAACUAAUUUAAUAAGAGUAAUAUUUAUUUAGAUUUAUUUAAUUAUUAUUUAAGUUAGGGGGGUGUUAGUGUUAGACUUAGGUUUAGGGGUUAAUAAUUUUAUUAUAGGUGGCAGCGGUAUAGGGGGGCAGGAUAGGGGUUAAUAAAUUUAUUAUAGGUGGAGGCGGGUUCCGGGAGCGGCUGUUUAGUGGUUAAACAAUUUAUUUAGUUGCGGCGGAGUACGGGAUCGGCAGGAUAGGGGUUAAUAAAUUUAUUAUAGGUGGCGGCGAUAUAGGGGGGGCAGGAUAGGGGUUAAUAGGUAUAAUGUAGGUGGCGGGAGCGGCGGUUUAGGAGUUAACACAUUUAUUAUAGUUGCGGCAGGGUCUAGGAGCGGCGGUUUAGGGGGUAAUAACUUUAUUUAGUUGCGGGGGGCUCCGGGGGCGCCGGUAUAGGGGGUAGAACAGUAUAGUAUAGUGUGAGUGCUUAGUGACAGGGGUAUUAAUAAAGCUGUAGAAAAGCCGAAGAGCAGCGAGAUCGAUGUGUGAUAACUAUCACAGUCCGCUGCUCAUCGCCCCGUACUUGGUGCGCGGCUUUUGGACAGCUUUUUUAAUAACUUUGGCGAGCGUAUUCAGGUCCGCGGCAGGGAGGUGAGAGGCGAGCUUAGGUGGGCAUAUUCGGGGCAUCGAAGGCAUGGAAGUAGACACAUUGAUAACUAGAGGCCUGUGUCUCUUAUUGGUUGUUGGCUGAACCCAUAUCUCUUUGACCAUGUAUUCUCAGGCUGGUGCUAAGAACUUCACUAGCCCCUCCCUAUUGCCCCCAGCAGCAGGGACCUGCUUGCUGGUAUGCUCAGUACUAAUGCCAUUGCUGCUGGCUAGUGCUGUAAGAACCAUAAGUGAUAAACAGAAGCCAUGCCAUGUGGGUUGCUGUUCCACUGCACUGUUGAAAAAUCCUUAUUGUCUGUUGGGAAGGGGGAAAUGUGUACAGCCAGUGUGCAACCAUGAGAGCAGCAGCCAGAUUGGACGUGGGUGAUACAGAGAGGAGACCUGUGGCCUGAUUAACCCGACUUACCAGCCUCAUCAGUCUCAAGCAGCAGAUAAGCAUUGCCAUCAUCUGUCCUACAGUGGCAUGUGACCUCAAGCCUACAGGGUAGCCCUUCCUGACUGCCUUUGUGCAUGCAGAUGAUCCAUUUCUGUGUCUGCUGCUGUAGCAGAUAGCUGGCUGCUUAGUCCUGUUAGAAGGCCUGAGGCAUUUCCAGUAGAAAUCAGCUGCAUGCCUGAACAAAAGAAAAGAGCUAUGUCCACCUGUUCUCUCGUGCUGGUAUCUUGCAGUUUUGCAGCCUGGAUUACACUCUACGUCUUGCUGUGCCAGAUCAAUAAUAGCAAACCUUACGAGUGGAACUGCAGAUUAGUUACCUUAGUUCAUGGGAUCCUGAUCAUAUCUCUUUCUGCAUACGUGGGGUUUAUUGAUGGACCAUGGCCCUUCACAUAUCCAGGAUCUACAAACACACCACUUCAAAUCCAUGUACUGUGUCUAACGCUUGGUUAUUUCUUCUUUGAUCUGGGCUGGUGUGUUUAUUUCCAAACUGAAAAGGCCCUGAUGUUGACUCACCACUUGCUCAGCAUCCUUGGAAUUAUAAUGGCCUUGAUCCUCGGGGAGUCUGCCACUGAAGUCAAUGCUGUCUUGUUUGGCAGUGAAAUCACAAAUCCUUUGCUCCAAGUGAGAUGGUUUCUUCGGGAAAGUGGACAAUAUGACACUUUGGCAGGAGAUGUUGUGGAUUUUUUGUUUGUAGCCCUCUUCACUAUUGUGCGGAUUGGUGUUGGGGCACGGCUUCUCUACUGUGAACUUCUAUCCUCAAAGCCAUACUGGUUUGUAAAAUUUGGGGGUGUUGCUAUGUAUGUGGUCUCCUGGUGCUUCAUGAUCAGCAUCUGGCGCUUUGCUUGGAGGAGAAGCAGUAAAAAGUAUCAGGUUUGGAAGAUUCAUAAAAAUGUAGGCUCACACUUGAAUGGACAUUUCAAAUCACAAUGAAAGUAGUUUUGAUGAAAUAAUGGGUACAAUUCAGAAGAUAAUAGGUUCCAACUAGAGGUCUUUUAGAUUUUCAACAUGAUUGAAAGACUAAACAAGUAUACCAUGGUAUUCUUCUAAAAUCCUGUGAUAAGCUCUCUAAAGGAAGGUUAUAAGGCAUCUAUAGAUUCAAAUAUAUCAUUUCUAGUUUGUGUUUAUUUUCUUAAAUUAUUACAGACUGAUUUUUUAUGGUAACAACAUGAGGUGAUAACAGAUUAGAGGUCAUCAUGUUUAUAGGUUAGAUAGCGGAAGUCUUAGCAGAAUCACAAUAUUAUUUGUCAGUACAAGAUGUUUGAAGAAGGGACCUCAGCACACUACUAUAUUACCUCAUGGUUUUUUUACUUAAUUUGUACAAAGGGCAUUAUCUGAAGUACCAUGGUGGUCAAAGCAAAGGCUCCAUCAGCUUCUAUCACAAGAUAAAUGAUGGUCAUAACUUUCAUGCCAUUAAGGACUAAUACAAGGUCCAAUCUCAGUAGGAAAUGUGGGUUUAAAUAAUAGACUAUGGGUGGAAUUAUCAUUGUCUGGUGGAUAUGAUACGCUGAGACAGCAAAUGAUUCAUUUAGAUUUCUAUAUAUUCUAUAUAUAAACAGAAAGAAGUAGAUGGAGAUAGCAGAUAGCUUCUACUGAGACCAUAAAAUAUUAUCGUCUUUAAUGCAAGGAAGAAAAUAACCUUCACUAAGUCAGAAACGUUGAUUUUGGAGCCUACACGUCAUAUGCAGAUGAUAUUAAUUUAAACCAUCAAUGCAGACGUGAACCAUGCAAGUAGGAGACAAAUGCACACUGAUUUAUGUUGACAGACAUUCUAACAGGGCAGAAUGAAGAAGGAUUAGAUAACUAAGGAGACAACAGAUUUCACACCAGUUUAAAAAUAGAGUACAAAAGUAUUAUUGUGGGUAACAUCACUCAAGUGCAAUCAAUAGUGCUUUUUAUUUUGCGCUCAAAGUAAAUUUUUAAUGCUUCAGUGACAAUCUAGAGUUUACUAAUAUCCACAUGUUAGAUUAUUAUUAUUAUCGGUUAUUUGUAGAGCGCCAACAGACUCUGAAGCACUCUACAUGUUAGAUAUCUCUGGUGCACACAAUUCCUUACAUAUUUACUUCUAUGGGGGUGCUUCUUAAAAUUAAUUUUGGAUAUCACUCGAGAGCUAAGUUGAUGGUGCCCAAGAAGUAUUUCUUUGCUAUACCAGUAAUAAUAAUGGUUUACUUAAGGUCUCAAAAAGUGCUAAAAUCUACAGCGGUAUUUUGGAUUGUGCUUGAGCACAGCAAUUAAAGGGAUAUGAAACCCAAAAAUGCUCCUUUGUGAUUCAGACAGUGCAUAUCAUUUUAAAAUAGUUUCCAAUUUACUUCUAUUAUCAAAUUUGCUUAGUUCCCAUGAUAUUCUGUGUUGAAGAGAUACCUAGGUAGCAUCUGGAGCACAACAAGGCAGGAAAUAGUGCUGACAUAUAGUGCUCUUUUUGCAAAGCUGCUGCCAUCUAGUGCUCUUGCAAAUGGAUAACAUUUUUGCAAAGCUGCUGCCAUCUAGUGCUCUUGCAAAUGGAUAACAUUUUUGCAAAGCUGCUGCCAUCUAGUGCUCUUGCAAAUGGAUAAAAUUUUUGCAAAGCUGCUGCCAUCUAGUGCUCUUGCAAAUGGAUAACAUUUUUGCAAAGCUGCUGCCAUCUAGUGCUCUUUUGGAAAUGGAUAACAUUUUUGCAAAGCUGCUGCCAUCUAGUGCUCUUUUGGAAAUGGAUAACAUUUUUGCAAAGCUGCUGCCAUCUAGUGCUCUUGCAAAUGGAUAAAAUUUUUGCAAAGCUGCUGCCAUCUAGUGCUCUUGCGAAUGGAUAACAUUUUUGCAAAGCUGCUGCCAUCUAGUGCUCUUGCAAAUGGAUAACAUUUUUGCAAAGCUGCUGCCAUCUAGUGCUCUUGCAAAUGGAUAAAAUUUUUGCAAAGCUGCUGCCAUCUAGUGCUCUUGCAAAUGGAUAACAUUUUUGCAAAGCUGCUGCCAUCUAGUGCUCUUGCGAAUGGAUAACAUUUUUGCAAAGCUGCUGCCAUCUAGUGCUCUUGCGAAUGGAUAACAUUUUUGCAAAGCUGCUGCCAUCUAGUGCUCUUGCGAAUGGAUAACAUUUUUGCAAAGCUGCUGCCAUCUAGUGCUCUUGCGAAUGGAUAACAUUUUUGCAAAGCUGCUGCCAUCUAGUGCUCUUGCAAAUGGAUAACAUUUUUGCAAAGCUGCUGCCAUCUAGUGCUCUUGCAAAUGGAUAACAUUUUUGCAAAGCUGCUGCCAUAUAUUGUUCCAGAAAUGGGCCGGCUCCUAAGCUUACAUAAAACAAAAAAACAACAAAAGAUACCAAAAGAAUGAAGAAAAAUUAAUAAUAGAAAUAAAUUAGAAAGUUGUUAAAUUGCAAACUUUAUCUGAAUCAUGAAAGAAACAUUUUGGGUUUCAUAUCGAUUUAAGUCACAAAGUGCAAUGAGCGGCGGCAUGAUAGUGCUCCCUGUGCUAUCAGUCAAACUAAAGGGCACUUUUCUGCCACAAUAAGAUGCUCUGGUUAAAACUCGUAACCAUCCAAGGUUGUGCAGGACCGAGCGCAAGAUAACGCUCUAUUUACUCUCUAUUGCAAACUAGCCCUUCAUUUUCUAAGGAUCCCCAAGGCUCGCUGUCUUCUGUCUGAUUUGUGCAAGGUUUUGUUGCUCCUCUUAAUACUCUACAUGUGUAAGAAGAAAAUGAAGGUCUGUGGAAUUUAUUAUAGACAUUGCAACCAUGGGUGUCCGCAGAAAUUCUUCCAGCGGGGGGCAACAUUUUUUAGUAAAAUACCCUAAGCAUAAUAAUAUAAGUGACAACAGGUGAAGCUUGCUGUACGCAGGAGUUGUACAUCAUUUUAAACAUAGUAACUCGUUAGCGUCAAAAGACUAAAGUGAGUGCUUAUGCUUAGAUAUAAAGUGAGUGCUUAUGCUUAGAUAUAAAGCAGGAUUUGACAAAUAUGAUAAUUAAAUCUUUUAUUUACAACACUCAUCACAUAAAACGUCUCUCACUCUUUUGCAAGCACACAGUUAGAUUAAAGGCAUAAGCGUAGAGUUAGUUACAACCAAAUGGUGAUAGCCCAGUACCACAUCAGAGUCUCUUCCUCCCUGGGUCCCUAACAUACAGCCACACAAUGCAGCCUUCAGACAAACAGACUGAGCUACAAACAAGGGGGAUAUAGGCCUUUUCUAAUUUACCUAGACACAUAUAAAAUACGGAAAUAAACUGAACUUUUAAACCGGACUGGGUGCACAUCCCAUGCCACUGCAAAACUCACAGUCCUGGGUACUCAUCACACUCAUAGACAGUUGCACAGCUCCCAGCAACUCAGACAGUUAACCCCAGACCAGCCAGGAUGCAAAGCCCAUAGGAAGAAUGACAAAACAAACAUAUUAACAAAACACAAAGAAGUCUGGCAGUGACACUCUAUUACAAGCACACAGCUAGAAGUGUAAGGUUUAUUUUAAAAGCAAAAUGGAAGAGUGAGGUUUACUCUAACUGUUUAACUGCAAAAGGGUGCUUGACCUUUUACCUGAACAAAAAUGCCCCCCCCCCUCCUCCAGAUGCCCAUGAGUCCAACAUCAAUAGUGACGACAAAGUCUAGACACACUGGUUCUAUCCUAUUAACGACCCUCCUCCUCCGGAUGCCCAUGAGUCCAACAUCAAUAGUGACACGACAAAGUCUAGACACACUGGUUCUAUCCUAUUAACGACCCUCCUCCUCCGGAUGCCCAUGAGUCCAACAUCAAUAGUGACACGACAAAGUCUAGACACACUGGUUCUAUCCUAUUAACGACCCCCUCCUCCGGAUGCCCAUGAGUCCAACAUCAAUAGUGAUGACAAAGUCUAGACACACUGGUUCUAUCCUAUUAACGACCCCCCUCCUCCGGAUGCCCAUGAUUCCAACAUCAAUAGUGAUGACAAAGUCUAGACACACUGGUUCUAUCCUAUUAAUGACCCCCCCCCCUCCGGAUGCCCAUGAGUCCAACAUCAAUAGUGACAACAAAGUCUAGACACACUGGUUCUAUCCUAUUAACGACCCCCCUCCUCCGGAUGCCCAUGAGUCCAACAUCAAUAGUGAUGACAAAGUCUAGACACACUGGUUCUAUCCUAUUAACGACCCCCCUCCUCCAGAUGCCCAUGAGUCCAACAUCAAUAGUGACGACAAAGUCUAGACACACUGGUUCUAUCCUAUUAACGACCCCCCCCCCCUCCGGAUGCCCAAGAGUCCAACAUCAAUAGUGACGACAAAGUCUAGACACACUGGUUCUAUCCUAUUAACAAUCCCCCUCCUCCGGAUGCCCAUGAGUCCAACAUCAACAGUGACGACAAAGUCUAGACACACUGGUUCUAUCCUAUUAACGACCCCCCCCCCUCCGGAUGCCCAUGAUUCCAACAUCAAUAGUGAUGACAAAGUCUGGACACACUGGUUCUAUCCUAUUAACGACCCCCCUGCCCCUCCGGAUGCCCAUGAUUCCAACAUCAAUAGUGAAGACCAAGUCUAGACACACUGGUUCUAUCCUAUUAACGACCCCCCCCUCCGGAUGCCCAUGAGUCCAACAUCAAUAGUGACGACAAAGUCUAGACACACUGGUUCUAUCCUAUUACCGACCCCCCCCCUCCGGAUGCCCAUGAUUCCAACAUCAAUAGUGACGACAAUGUCUAGACACACUGGUUUUAUCCUAUUAACGACCCCCCCCCCCCUCCGGAUGCCCAUGAUUCCAACAUCAAUAGUGAUGACAAAGUCUGGACACACUGGUUCUAUCCUAUUAACGACCCCCCUGCCCCUCCGGAUGCCCAUGAUUCCAACAUCAAUAGUGACGACAAAGUCUAGACACACUGGUUCUAUCCUAUUAACGACCCCCCUCCUCCGGAUGCCCAUGAGUUCAACAUCAAUAGUGAUGACAAAGUCUAGACACACUGGUUCUAUCCUAUUAACGAGCCUACAGUAUCCUCCUAAACAGUAUUAAUCUAAUGUACAAGACAGGAUGGCUGUUUGAUUUAUAUUAGAGCUUAGUACAAAAUUAUUUUACAAAUCCCAUUAGGCUGCACCUUUUAACCUCUUGGCUUCCAGAAAGUGCUGCAACACAUUGUUAUGUAAUGCAUUACAGCCUUCUCUGGCUCACAAGAUGGUUAAAUGGACAUCAAACCCAUUUUUGGGGGGGAUUCAGACAGAGCAUGCCAUUUUCUCUCUUAGUAUCCUUUGUUGAAAAGCAUACCUAGGUAGGCUCAGAAGCAGCAAUGAAUUACUGGGAGUUAGCUGCUUAUUGGUGGCCACACAUUUAUGGUUCUUUUCAAUGGCUCACCUAAUGUUUUCAGCUAGUUCCCAGUAGUGCAUUGCUGCUCCUCCAACAAAGGAUACCAUGAGAAUGAAGCAAAUUAGAUAAAAUAAGUAAAUUGAAAAGUUGUUUAUAACUGUAUGCUCUAUCUAAAUCAUGAAAGAAAAAAAAUGAGUUGGAUGUCCCUUUAAUCGUCUGAUAUGCAGCAUGGUGUGCUUCUAUUUAUUUUGUAAAUCAGUGAGAUUGAGUACGAUCUCUAAUUACUGGAACAUUAUGGUUCUUGUGGAUCCUAUAGCAAUGAAUGUGAUCAGAUCUAUGGGCCUAGCACAAUAGCAGAAUAGAAUCCAUUAGAGUCAUAGCCCUGAUUUAUAGAGGACACCUGAAUUUCAGAAAAUUAUGGAGAUGUCAACAAGUCCAACAGGAUUCGCCUUUGUAUCAUUUGUAGAGUUUGCACAAUAAAAUAUUUAUUUUCAAAGA